CCGCGCCCGCCGCCAGCCGAGCGCCGCCAGCAGCGGGCCGGAGCGCGGGCCGCGGAGCGGCGCGGAGCGGCGCGGAGCCGCCAUGCGCGGAGCCGCCGGGCGCUCUCUGCCGCUGCUGCUGCUGCUGCUGCUGGCGGCGGCGGCGGGGCCGGGCGGCGGCGAGGAGGCGAUCCAGUGCCCGCCGUGCUCGGAGGAGCGGCUGGCGCGUUGCAAAGCGCCGCAGGGUUGCGCGGAGCUGGUGCGGGAACCGGGCUGCGGCUGCUGCGCGACCUGCGCCCUCGGCCGCGGAACCGCCUGCGGCGUCUACACCGCCCGCUGCGGCGCCGGGCUGCGCUGUUACCCGCCCCGAGGCGUGCCGCGGCCCCUGCACACACUCAUGCACGGCCAGGGCAUCUGCACAGACCUGGCCGACGUCGAGGCCAUCCAGGAGAGCCUCCAGCCCCCAGAGAAGGAGGAGAUCGACCACCCCAACAACAGCUUCAGCCCCUGCAGCAUCCACGACCGCAAGUGCCUGCAGAAGCAGCAGGCGAAGCGGGUCAACAACGGCAACAAGAUGCGCAACAGCGGGAGCCCGUACCACCGCGAGGAGACGCGGCCCAUAGCGCAGGGCUCGUGCCAGAGCGAGCUGCACCGGGCGCUGGAGAGGCUGGCCGCCUCGCAGACCCGCACGCACGAGGACCUGUACGUCAUCCCCAUCCCCAACUGCGACCGCAACGGCAACUUCCACCCCAAGCAGUGUCACCCGGCGCUGGAUGGGCAGCGGGGCAAGUGCUGGUGCGUGGACCGCAAGACGGGGGUGAAGCUGCCGGGCUUCCUGGAGCUGAAGGGGGACUUGGACUGUCACCAGCUGGCGGACAGCAUGUGAGCGCGACCGCGGCGGCCCCACACCGUGCCGCGGCCAGGACACCCACCGGGGCUGUGUAGGAGAGGAAGAGCGGGGACGUGACCGCCGAGCAGCUCCCCGGUGCUUGAGGACCCCCGCACGCACCCCGGAUCGCCGCUGUGCUCUGCACCACGGGGCUGCCCACGGCACGGGGCACAGCACCGCGACCUGCACCAUGACCACUAGCCACCGCUGCCAAGGGGUCCCCGGCACGCGCCAGCGGCACCUCCAUCCUGCACGGACACUCGCUUGAACAGACGCUGCCCCGGGGCCGGUGUCAGGCUGCCUGGGUGGAGCGGCUGGAGAGCACCCACGAUGCUGCUGCCCCUCGGUGCUGCUUCUGCAGCCGCUGCUGCCCACCUGCCCCGUGGUGCCCCCCCGGCUUUUCACCCCGACCCCUCCAUGCUGCGGUGUGGCCGGGGGACCCAAAGCGCGGCGGCUGCAGCUCGGCCGCUGCCCCGGCCCAGCCUGGCACCGCAGGCAGCCACGGACACGUCGGCACCUCGUGGGGUGCUGCAGCGGCACCCCCGCCCGCAGUGCCUUGCCGUCCACGCCAGACCUCUGCGUGCGGCAGCAGAAGUGCCUCAUCCCGCCCUCCCCAGCGGUGGGAGGCUGCCCAGGGAAGGACCCGGGGGGGGGGGGGGGGCCUGGAGAGACACCACCCCCCACCCCAACACCGCCUGCCUGGGGCCCUCCCUGCCUCCAUCUCACCCAACGCACGUGCGUCCGAUGGGCAUCGCAGCCGCACGGAGCAAUAAGAGACCUUCCCCCUCCCCGCUGCAGCCCCCCGCCCCGGGAGCUGCCUGCCCCCCAGCCCAGCCCCAUCCUGCUCCCUGCGCAGGGACGAAGCUGAUGGCCGCUGAUGGCCGCAGCGCUUUCCUCCCGUGUCCCCCUGCCCCGUCCCCAGCCGCCAUCCCCGGGGCGAGGGGGGUCGGGCACCCCCAGAUGUGGGUUGUAUCCCCACGGGCGCUGGGUCCAAGGGGAGGGUUGGGGGACGAGGGACACCCGGGAAACACCUCCCAGCAGGAAGGGCUGCUUUUGUUUUGUUUUGUUUUUUCUUUUCUUCCCCAAAGAUUUUUAAUAUUUAAAAAAUGUCGUUGGUGGGAUUUUAAAUCUGACCGUGUGGCCCCUGAGGCUGAAAUCCUCCAUCUCUGCGGAACGGGGCACCGCCGGCCGUGGCUUCUGUCUUCUAUUCUUCCAACUUGGCCAAUGUGACAAAACCAGGAUGGAUUUCUGGAACGUCUCAGUGACGGGAUCUGCAGAUUUCGCCAGCACAAAGUUCUCAGCUGAGAAAUUGUCACUAUUUUUGUAGCUUUUUUUCUUUUUUUUCCUUUUUUAAGCUGGGCUGGAUAUUUUUCACCUAAAUGUCUUUUAGGUGAGAAAUGGCCGUGCCGGCUGCCAUGGCAAGCGUGCCAAAGACGGAGGGAUUUUGCUGUUUCCGCCCCCCCCCCAGCUCACCCCCUCCAUGGCUGCAGUGGGAGGUUUUGGUUUUCUGUGUGGAUUUGCCCCGUCCACGCCGCCGGGUGCCAAGGCCCCCGACGGGAACGAAAUGUUUCAGUUUUAGUGAAACACCCUUCUGCCCCUCUGGUCCCCAGCAGCUCCCUGGCACGGCAUGGCACGGCACGGCACGGCACGGCACAGCAGCUCCCACGUGUCUCGGAUGGAGCGAGCCGGGAUGGGGGCUGGCACCGGGCUCAGCACUGCAUCCCAUCGGCACGGCUUCGCCUGGCUUCUCGUCUGGGUGACGUCCCACGUCCCCAGGCGCACGUGUCCCAGCGUGGCCCCAGCACCUUCCACCGUGUGUCCCGCAGGGCUGCGCUCCUGCCCCUGCCCCGCUGCGAACCGCCGUCCCCGGCAGGGUCCCACGGAGCUGUCAAGCCGCCGGCUGCGUCCCUGCUUGGUGCCUCCUGUCGGAAUCCCCUUCCUGCCCUGGCACCCUGCCGGAUCCCCUGCCUGCCCUCGUGCCCUGCCAGAUCUCCUGCCUGCCCCAGCGCCUGCCCGUGCAUGGCCCCGCUCAGAGGAGGCUGCACACAACUUACCAACUGAGUCAGUUUGCCAGGAUGGUGCUCAGCAAGGACGGGGCUCCCUGGCCCUGCCGGAGCCCCCGGCCCCCUGGUGCCACCACACAAAGGAUGGGUUUCCCAGGGUGCGGAACGGUGCUGCUGGGGACCGUGGCUGGUCACAGUGCCGGUCCCGCGUGGCCGUGCCGGCAGCACCGUGGCGGGGUGCAGGAUGCUCGGCUGCCCGGGCCCUCCCCGCACGCAGCCGGGGCAGCGCCGGCAGAUCCAGCGGAGCCUCUCCUGGUUUUGGAGUGGCCGCUGGAUGCCGGCACUCGCCAGCACACAUUCUGUGUCCAGCUCGGAGGGCUCCAGUGUUUUAUAUCGUCUCUCCAGUAGUUUAAGGCUGUAUUUACACACGAUCAUAUACCAGCGUAAGGCUCCCCCACCCCAGCGGCGUUCUUCCACGCCGAUGUGAUUUCUGUCAGUUCCUCCUGGGCCAAGCCCAUCCCUUCGGACUCCCAUGUAGCACCGACCCUCUUUUACAGUAAACUUGAACCUUUAUAUCGUCAAAAAGAAAAAAAAAAAAAGAUAAUUGCUGUAUUUAAUUUU
This is a messenger RNA of Grus americana (Whooping crane), 3492 nucleotides long. It is a transcript of the gene IGFBP4, whose product is annotated as insulin like growth factor binding protein 4. Gene Ontology annotation, cellular component: extracellular region. Lineage: Eukaryota; Metazoa; Chordata; Aves; Gruiformes; Gruidae. Gene Ontology annotation, biological process: regulation of insulin-like growth factor receptor signaling pathway. Gene Ontology annotation, molecular function: insulin-like growth factor II binding; insulin-like growth factor I binding. The transcript has 4 exons. Bases 83 to 865 code for a protein of 260 amino acids. The record is from RefSeq and is a predicted model, not a curated record.